GCGCGACGACCAUGGCCCCCAUACGACUCCGGCACCCAAAGGGUGUCACGACACUCCAAGUUGACCUCGACAGCUUUACCGUGCUCGACCUACAACAGGAGAUUUUCGCGGUGACCGAGAUACCCCCGUCCCAGCAAGAGCUCAAGGCCGGAUAUCCCCCACACAGCCUCACCCUGAUACCGGAGCUCCCGCUCGAAAGCCUCGGGCUCAAGACGGGCGAGCAGCUCAUCGUGACGCAGAAGCCGGGUGCGGCACGGACGGCGGCCCCCGCCGCGAACACGGUGUCCAAUGCGUCGCCUGCAGCACCUAUGACGGGGCUCACGAGGUCGCAACUUUCAGAACCUGUAGUUUUAACGCCCGCCCCGGCGGCCCCGCAGGAGAGUGGGCCGGACUAUGUUCCCACUGAGGGAGGGUAUCUCGUGCACCGGAUUGUGCCCGACGAUAACUCAUGCCUUUUCAGCUCUAUUGCACUUAUCUUCGAGCAGGACAUGUCCAAGGCGCCACAGAUCCGGAAGAUCGUGGCAGAGGAGAUCAGGAAAGAUAUGGACACUUGGAACGAGGCCAUCCUUGGACGGCCCCGCGAAGAGUACAUCUCGACGAUCCUGAAGCCGAACACAUGGGGCGGCGCCAUCGAGCUCGCGGUGCUCGCAAAGCACUACAACACCGAGGUCGCGUCCGUCGACGUCGAGACGGGGCGCAUCGACCGGUUCGCGCCGCCGGCCGAGUCCGACUCGGGCAACCGGUGCGUACUUGUGUACUCGGGCAUUCACUACGACGCAGCGACGAUCGCGCCGAUGCUCGACGUGCCGGACGACUUCCACCAGACGAUGGUGCCGCGGGAGCGCGAGGGAGACGACGAUGCCGUCCUCCAGGCCGCGAAGAAGCUCGCGGACAAGCUGAGGGUGAAGAAGGCGUAUACGAACACGGCGACGUUUGAUUUGCGUUGUCAGGUAUGCAAGACGGGGCUGAAGGGAGAAAAAGAGGCACGGCAGCAUGCAAAGGAGACUGGUCAUGUAGAGUUCGGAGAAUACUAGUUCCCCUCGGAUCGGUCCUACCUGGAUGCCUUAUAGUAUGUCUUAUGUUUCGUUGUAGAAUUGCCAGUUCAUGA
Phanerochaete carnosa HHB-10118-sp is the source of this 1108-nucleotide messenger RNA. RefSeq lists its product as uncharacterized. NCBI's taxonomy places the organism in Eukaryota, Fungi, Basidiomycota, Agaricomycetes, Polyporales, Phanerochaetaceae. Gene Ontology annotation, molecular function: cysteine-type deubiquitinase activity. Gene Ontology annotation, biological process: protein deubiquitination; endoplasmic reticulum unfolded protein response. The coding region runs from base 12 to 1034 and encodes 340 amino acids. The transcript is spliced from 7 exons. The record is from RefSeq and is a predicted model, not a curated record. Gene Ontology annotation, cellular component: nucleus; cytosol.